AUGCAUUUCGCUACCAUGAUGCACAAUGCCACCCGGGGCCGCGCCAAGAGUGUUCAGUUUGAGAAGAGCUUCGCCAGUCUCGCUGAAACCAUCGAUGGAAGCGCCUCGCGGGAUGGUCCCGUAUCCCACGUUUCCGUCCCCGGAACACGGACCAGCAGUUUGCCCCUUGGGGAGAACAACGAGAUGAUCAAGAAGGCUCUACGCCGAUACAAGAGCUUGCUGGAAAUCGAGGACCCGGCCCCGACGUUGCCAAUGACCCAACAAUUCUCAUACGACGAGCUAUAUCCCAAGGCUACGGAUCCGACUGUGUCCCAGGAGCCAUUACCGAAGCGGCCUUUAUCCUCUAGUACUUCGAACGGUAUUCCCACCUCUCCUCCUGUUAGGGCGGCUCCCGUACCUCAGUCAUCGAUUUCCCAGCCAUUGCCAUCUCAGACGAAACAACAUCAAGAUGCUUCUGGUUCUGACACCGUGGCCGCAGCUCUCCCUUCUACCUUGAGCGACAACCGAAACAUUGUCCGAAGGAAGCUUACGGGAUACGUUGGUUUCGCCAACCUUCCCAACCAAUGGCACCGCAAGAGCGUCCGCAAGGGCUUCAACUUCAAUGUCAUGGUUGUUGGUGAAUCGGGACUCGGAAAGUCGACCCUCGUUAACACUCUCUUUAACACUUCGCUUUACCCUCCCAAGGAGCGCAAGGGACCUAGCCUCGACAUUGUUCCCAAGACUGUCACUAUUCAGUCUAUCAGCGCGGACAUUGAAGAGGCUGGUGUUCGCCUCCGUUUGACCGUCGUUGAUACUCCUGGCUUCGGCGACUUUGUCAACAACGACGAGUCUUGGCGUCCUAUUGUGGAUAACAUCGAACAGCGCUUCGAUGCUUACUUGGAUGCCGAAAACAAGGUGAACCGCAUGAACAUUGUGGACAACAGGAUCCAUGCCUGUGUUUUCUUCAUCCAGCCCACCGGUCACUCGCUCAAGCCUCUUGAUAUCGAGGUCAUGAAGCGUCUCCACACCAAGGUCAACUUGAUUCCCGUCAUCGCCAAGUCGGAUACUCUCACCGAUGACGAGAUUGCUGCUUUCAAGGCUAGAAUUCUUGCGGAUAUUAAGUACCACAAGGUGCAAAUCUUCGAGGGCCCUCGCUACGAACUCGACGACGAGGAGACCAUCGCGGAGAACAACGAGAUCAUGUCCAAGGUCCCCUUCGCUGUUGUCGGUGCGACCAACGAGAUCACAAACGCCGAUGGCCGUAAGGUUCGCGGUCGCCGUUACCCUUGGGGUGUGAUCGAGGUGGACAAUGAGGAGCACUGCGACUUUGUGAAGCUCCGCCAGAUGCUCAUCCGUACUCACAUGGAGGAGCUCAAGGAGCACACCAACAACGUCCUUUACGAGAACUACCGCACGGACAAGUUGAUCGCUAUGGGCGUCUCUCAAGAUCCAAGCGUCUUCAAGGAGGUGAACCCAGCCGUCAAGCAGGAGGAAGAGCGCGCCCUCCACGAACAGAAGCUUGCGAAGAUGGAAGCCGAAAUGAAGAUGGUCUUCCAGCAAAAGGUUGCUGAAAAGGAAUCCAAGCUGAAGCAGAGCGAAGAGGAGCUGUAUGCUCGUCAUAGGGAGAUGAAGGAGCAGCUGGAGCGCCAACGACUGGAGCUCGAGGAGAAGAAGUCCCGAAUUGAAAGUGGGCGGCCAAUUGAGAAGGAGCCGACAAAGAGGAAGGGAUUUUCUCUCCGAUAA
Neurospora hispaniola is the source of this 1722-nucleotide messenger RNA. RefSeq names its product Septin-domain-containing protein. The transcript is spliced from 4 exons. Gene Ontology annotation, biological process: intracellular protein localization; cytoskeleton-dependent cytokinesis. Gene Ontology annotation, cellular component: septin complex; cell division site; microtubule cytoskeleton. The record is from RefSeq and is a predicted model, not a curated record. Gene Ontology annotation, molecular function: GTPase activity; GTP binding; molecular adaptor activity. The coding region runs from base 1 to 1722 and encodes 573 amino acids. Lineage: Eukaryota; Fungi; Ascomycota; Sordariomycetes; Sordariales; Sordariaceae.